Aaosphaeria arxii CBS 175.79 is the source of this 855-nucleotide messenger RNA. RefSeq names its product pyridoxamine 5'-phosphate oxidase. The record is from RefSeq and is a predicted model, not a curated record. The transcript has a single exon. Gene Ontology annotation, molecular function: FMN binding; pyridoxamine phosphate oxidase activity. The coding region runs from base 97 to 840 and encodes 247 amino acids. Gene Ontology annotation, biological process: pyridoxine biosynthetic process. Lineage: Eukaryota; Fungi; Ascomycota; Dothideomycetes; Pleosporales.
GUAAUCAAAAAUUCACUUUCAACGUCCUUCCGAGUCAUACCCUCACCAUUCAUCCAUCUCAAUCUAUUCCGCGCUUCAACACCACAAACCGCAAAAAUGUUACACUCCGCCAAACCCCCAUCAAUAGACCCUCAAAUGCAGCCGGAAGGCCCCUCGACAUCAUCAAAACGCAUCUUCGCGCCAACAGGCGGAUCCACAGACCCAGGCCACGCAGUCCAAUACGCCAAAGGUGCCCUCGACCGCGACGACCUGUCCCCUUCACCCACAGACCAAUUCCACGCCUGGUUCAAACAUGCCGUGGACUCCAAAGUGUACCAACCGGAAACCGUCACCUUAUCUACUGCGUCACUACCGUCUGGAAAAGUUUCUGCUCGCACGGUGUUCAUGAAAGAGCUAGAUGACAAGGGAUUCGUGAUCUAUUCGAACUGGGAGACGUCGAGGAAGGCGGCGGACGUGGCGAGUAACCCGCAGGCUGCGCUGACGUUUUGGUGGAGGGAGCUGGAGAGGCAAGUCCGUGUUGAGGGGCGUGUGGAAAGGUUGACCGCGGAGGAGAGCCAGGUGUAUUAUGAUACGAGGAUCCGGGCGAGUAGGAUUGGGGCUUGGGCGAGUCCGCAGUCGAAGGUUCUGGAUGGGAGGGAGGAAUUGGAGAGGAGGGUUAAGGAGGUGGAGGAGAGGUUCGAGGGCCAGGAAAAGAUUCCUGUGCCGGAAUUCUGGGGUGGAUUGAGGGUCAUUCCUGAGGUUGUAGAGUUCUGGCAGGGGAGGCAGAGCAGGUUGCACGAUCGGUUUAGGUAUACGAAGCAGGAGGAUGGAGAGUGGAAUAUUGAGAGGUUGGGUCCUUGAUGCAUGGAAGUGGAU